Molecule: messenger RNA, 1275 nt
Organism: Dioszegia hungarica
Lineage: Eukaryota; Fungi; Basidiomycota; Tremellomycetes; Tremellales; Bulleribasidiaceae
Exons: 4
Coding region: 1-1275 (424 amino acids)
Source: RefSeq, a predicted model, not a curated record
AUGGACGCAGACCCAUGGGCAGACGCACCUGUAGCGUCCUCUUCGACCAGCCAGCCAAUCAGCAAGCGGACCUCGCUUCAAGCGGUCGGAAAUCUCGAGCCGAUAUCGCUUGAGCCGGAACAAGGCGACGACUUCGCGGGUGGUUUCGCAUCUGCCUCUCAGUCGCUGGAAGAUCCCUAUGCAAGCACGGCAGACCCAUUGGUAUCGGGAGGAGCAGAGGAUAAUUUCGGGGACGACUUUGACGACUUUGACGCGGCGCCAGUAGCGGGCCCGAGCUCGGGCGGUGCCGCAGGAGCAAAUGGGGACGGGGAGGAUGCGUUUGGGGACUUUGGCGAUUUCGAAGAAGGGGACUUUGAUGCUGGCGAGGCGGAGACGAAUCAGCAGGAAGUUCCGGUGCCCUCAGUGGCGCCAAUACCGGAGGAACGAUUGCCCGCACUAUCCCUCCACCCCUUUCCUUCCGCCCCCUCCCUCAUCGCCCAAUUCACCUCCCUCCUGUCACCCCUCCUCGACCCAACCUCUCCACUGUUCACAGACGAACCCCCACGCCUCGCCUCCUCAUCCCGCCAGAUCCUACCCACCGAGACCGCUCGGGACGCCUACAUCCAGCUCGCCUCUCCUCCCCAGCUCAAACCCCUCGACUGGACCCGCUCACGCGUACGGCGGGAACAUCUCAUACAUAUGAGCAUACCGGUCAAUCUGGACGAAGUGGAUAGUCAUCUCUUGACGAGAUUACCGGCAUUGACAAUCUCGACGAACUUUGCGGAUCUGCGCGCGCCGAGGAAACGGCAUAGUGAGGAAGUGCAGGGGGUGGGGGUGGAUGGUGGGAAGGGGAAGGCAAGGGAGACGGAGAGUAUGCCGGUGUCUGCUGCGCCGAAGGAUGGUGCGGAGGGGAAAUAUGGGCUCGGAGUGCGGCCGGAGCUGGAUAUGCAAAAGGCGGAGGAAUUGUGCGGGAUAGAGGAAGAUCAAAUAUCGAUACUAUCUCCAGCGGCAUUAGCCAAGAUCCAGGCAGAUCUCGUCCAAUCAUCAGCACAAGCAUCAGCACUACUCGCUCAUCUACUCCAGCUGAAAGAUGCCCAAUCACACGACGCAGCCACAUACAACGGCAUGAUCUCGAAUCUUAUCACCAACGCCGCAAACGCAAGAUCUGCGCAACAAGCUGGAUCAGGAGGGGUCUUUAGGCGGAGCUCAGUACGGAGACCUGUAUCGGUCAUGGCUGGCGGCGCUAACGGGAGUGGGAGCGCCACGCCCAGAACGGGUAGUCCCGCUCUCAGAUGA